Messenger RNA from Labrus mixtus (cuckoo wrasse), 6981 nucleotides. It is a transcript of the gene clmpb, whose product is annotated as CXADR like membrane protein b. Gene Ontology annotation, cellular component: cytoplasmic microtubule; membrane; cell surface. The transcript is spliced from 7 exons. NCBI's taxonomy places the organism in Eukaryota, Metazoa, Chordata, Actinopteri, Labriformes, Labridae. The record is from RefSeq and is a predicted model, not a curated record. The coding region runs from base 386 to 1561 and encodes 391 amino acids.
UUCUCCUCCUCCUCCUCCUCUCUGGCAUUUUGUGCAGCGGAGGAGGAAAGAAGGAGUGACUGCUGAGGAGGAGACAGAGGGGACCCUGAGACAACACGUCCCACGCCAGAGCCAGACAGUCAGGGAACUUUGAUUUGACGCCAAGUAGCCUGCGUUGAACGUGACGAUGAAGAGACAGAGCCACGUUUCUUCUUCCUGGGAGGCUUAGAUAUGUCGGACGCGUGCAACAUAUGAUGUCCUUGGACUCAUGUGUUCAAUGAAGAUUUGUUUUUCUGUGAUUUCGCUCCUCAAGCCGCUGAUGGUGCCGCUUCGUUGUGCCUGCACUUAGGUCAGCCGAAUGAAUCUGAAGGCAGUCUGAGCGCAUUGUUUCCAGCUCCGUUUGCUUAUGGGAUUUCCAGCCGUGAUGUCUGCAAUAUUUCGCUCUUUGUUUCUGGUUCUAUUCAGCCUGCUGUCAGUGGGUGCCCAGACGGACAUGAAGAAGGUCGUUGGGGACAAUGCCACCUUACCCUGCCACCAUCAGUUCCCAUCUUCAAACUCUAUUGACAUCGAGUGGCUACUGCAGAAACCAAACUCCAAACAGAAAGUGAUCAUUACCUUUUUUGGCGGCCAGGUGUACACCAAUGAGGCGACAGGUAGCGACGCCAGCCGCCUGUCCUUUGCUGGGGAGUACCUGGGAGGAGACGCCUCCCUGCUGAUCAGUGACCUGCUGCUGACCGACUCUGGAGAAUACUACUGUAAAGUCAAGACCGGGGGGAAGUACCACUGGAGCCAGGUCAACCUCAUUGUGCUGGUCAAACCCUCCAAGCCAAGAUGCUGGAUGGACGGCAAACUCCUUGAGGGUACUGAUGUCAAGCUGAGCUGUAAGUCCAGCGAUGGAUCUGAUCCCAUCAGCUACAAGUGGGAGCGUGUGCUGGACAAAGGCAAGAGCCUGGGCAAAUUGCCAAACUUGGCACUCAUAGAUCUCAAGAACCCAGAGAUUGUGACCCUGAGGAAUCUCACCAUGGACAGCUCGGGUGUCUACAGGUGCACGGCGAGCAACGACGUGGGAGAGGAAAACUGCACCAUUGAGGUCACGAUGCAGCAUGCGAGGGAUGUAGGUAUGGUAGCGGGAGCGGUAGUGGGAAUAUCCCUCGGCGUCCUUAUUGUCAUAUUAAUCAUCUGGCUCGUCUUCCGAAAGAAAGAGAAGAAGAAGUACGAGGAGGAGGAGACUCCAAAUGAGAUCAGGGAAGAUGCCGAGGCCCCCAAGGCCAAGCUCGUGAAGCCCAACUCCCUGUCUUCAUCCCGCUCUGGCAGCUCACGCUCCGGGGCCUCCUCCACCCAGUCCAUGGUGCACAACAGCGCCCAGCGCGGCCAUCGCCCCCGCCCACCUGCCGUGGCAGCUCUCAAGGAAAACGGACAGCCUCCGGGUUUCCCCCAGUCCCCACCAGCCUACACCACAGUUGUGCCCUCCAAGACCCCCGAGCCCCCCACCACUCCCAAAUACAACUCUAGGAACAUGUCUGGGCCCACACCUCCGACCCUCAUGGUCCCCGCCCAGACCAAGGCCUUUCAGACUGUGUAGGACUGAAAGCUAGCCCCUUCCUGCAGCCAUUGUGAGACUCCCACUCCCAGCCCAAGCCCCCCGAGCCCCCAUCCCAAAGACUGAGACUCUUCCAUAAACAAAGAAAUGCAACUAGUUAAAGGAUGUAAUUAAAAGAAUCAAUACUAUAAGUCCAAAAGUACUUUAAAUGAAUGCAUACUUAAAAAGGGAAAAAUAAAGACUUGCUUGCCCCCCUACUGAAUUACAUAAACCACAAAACAAAAAGAAGAAAGCGAGACCUGAGAUGCAACAAUGUUUUUGUCUCAUAGCUAAAGGCAGAACUUAUUUUUUGGAGUUCCUGCUUUCGGCUUUGGAAGACACAGGGAAACACUGUGUGCAGUGAGGUUGAAGGAGCCCCCCCCCCCCCCCCCCCCCCCCCCAGUAGAGCUUUUAUUUAUUUAUCAAAUCAAACGGAUAGACACACGCUGUGGAGGGAAAGAGGUGAAAAAGGUAAACAGGAAAAGGCUGGAUGAUAAAAAAAAAGGGAUCCAAAACUCUGAGCCAAGUUCCAAUGGAGUUUCACGCAGCUGUUGAGAUUUGGUUUGGUUGUCGACAAAUAAAACAUGGAUACAAGCAAUGCGAGGAGUAAAGUGCCAGAGUGUGAGACAUUUGCUGAAUUUUAUUUUCAGAGAUGAGCGGGGGGGGGGGGGGGGGGGGGGUGAUGGGUGAUUAUCCAAUACAUGUCACCCUUCACCUCGGAGUUGCUGCUUUCUGGAACCACAAAACUCCCUUUGCCUUCCAUGGGCUGGGCCGAUCAUGCCCGUCCAUGUGCACAAACUAGAGUGCUCGGCGCAUGCAUCAUCUGCCUCAGGUGGCUACACAAGCAGCUCAUCGGUUUUACCAAUCAGCAGGGGAAACACGAGGAUGUAGCAGUGACAGUGGAGUCAAAAUCAAUGGAGUCGUCUAUACCCCCCUCUCUCUCACACCCUGUCUACAUCCAUGGACAUCCUUUUUCUGGUACUGAAUAUCUUCCCUGAAUAAUUGAAUAGUAUGUAUUAGGCCUAUAUAGCAAGUCAAUACUUUAAAUAUAGGUAAUAAGCAUCUAUUAGACCAGCUGGACUUAAAUUGACUUUUGUUCUGUUUUUGUUCUCCUGUGUCUCUUCUCUCUGAAAAGGUUGUAAAAGGGUGACAGACAGCUAUAUGUCGAUGCAUCCGUAUUUAGAAGUGCCACCGAUCCCUAGGAUGGGUUAUUAUUAUUGUUGCUUUUUUUUUUUUAAAACUCUUUUUUGUUUACCUGCUACACUUCUGAACUGAAACCAAAAUCUGUCACCAUGAAUGUGUGAUGUACAAAGAUGGUAGAUUCCAUUAUUCCCAGCACCCUGUAAGUUACCAAAUCAAUAUUCCAGCUGAGGCACAAAAGAAUUGACCUUAAAGUUCAAUUUCACAAGUACGAUUACCUGAAUGAAAGGAGCGAGUAGUAUAGAGGCGUCGAUUCUAUACGGUGUGUAUGGUACCAUUGUCAGUACUCUCCCUGGAUCCAUAACAAUGCAGUGGCACUCUAUUGCUGUCUCGCUGAAUUACCGGGUCCUGCUUGGUUAUUGGUCAAUCUGUGCUACACUAGCCAAACCCCCCAUUUGUCAUAUCAUGAGACAGGACCAGUGCAGUUUGAUUGAAAGUAUGAAAAAAAAAAGGGGCAAGUAGCCUAUAAAGUGUGCCUUUGCAAUCCCUCUUCCCUUUGAUGGUUUUUUUCUUUGUCCUUAUCUUCAGCACACCAGUGGUUAAGUCUCUGUUCACAUCCAGCUUUGAGGGUCAACAGUAGCAACUGCUGAGAGACACAACGUCACAAACUUGCCCUAGAAACAACAUGUAGCCAAGGGAGCAUCAGGCAGAGUGAAUUAUCCAUGGUGAGAAAGCAAUCCUUUGCCAUCGGACAAUGUACUGUACAUUCUGUAAUCAGUCUUGUUUUAUAUUGUACAUACAGAUAGAUAUACGCACAUGAUGUCAUUUAAUUUAAUAAACAAGGGUAUGUGAGAGGAAAUAUAUCCCUAACAGAAGAGUUACUUUAAAUUCCAAAAUGGAGUUUAGACCCUGUGCUUUUUGUGAACAUGUUGUGAGUACACGUGAAGCCCCUUUCUCUGAUAUUAAACUUCCGCUCUCUCUCUCGAGAAGAAGAAACAAGAUACCUGCCCAAGUCCCGGCAGGAUCCUCAUGAGAUCUUGUAUUGAUUUUAUUGACUCCUUGAGAGAAAAACAUCUUUGGAUUUUAUCGACCUAUGUGACCUUUACAGAGCACCUAGUUUCAAACAUUUCCCCAGAAACACAGCGUAGGCAGGUUAACUACCAAAUUUCCAUUUGAUUUGCUAAGUAUUUGUAAACCCCUUUAUGGAGAGCAAAUUCCAAAACAGAGGUGUAUCGAAGCGCCACCAUUAUUACUUCUUUGUACAUUGAUAAUGAGUCCGCAAUGGAGUAAUAUUGGUGUCCCAGUCUGUGAAUUCACAGUGCCUUAGGGUGUUGCAGAAGCACAGCGUGUAGAGAAACAGGGGAGCUCCACAUACACACUCUAACAUGCACACACACACACAUCCCGUUUCUCCCAAGUAACACCUCUGUUACUACCCCCAAAGAGGUAAAGUGUUGGGAUCACUUCAUCCCCCAAUUACUCCUCUGUGACAUUCACAGUGAAGGCGAGAUGUCACAGGGAGGUACAGUAUGUAUCGCGCCCUGAACAUUCAGUUUGAAUAGGGCUGUAGUCAACACAUCAGGAAUAUUUUAGAGAGUGCUCACAUUUAGUCGGGGAAAGCAAACAGCUCAAAUUUCCACUCCGGCACUAGCUACAGUUAAAUACAUGGCAAAUUGCCAUCCAUUUUUUAUGAGCAUGUUUAUACCAUCAAAAGAAAAAAAAGCUGUUUUAAUUUUAAUGACUUCAUGGUCUUAACUCUCUGAUGAAUUUAACCAUUUAAUUUCACCACUGACUCUAAGAAGAGCUCACCAUUAUAGGUCAAACACUAAAAUACUGUGGAUUGGAAUGAAUCUUACUUCUCUCUGUGAUAGUAUUGGCGCCUUCACAAUGUCUCACUUAACAAUCAACAUUUUCCACAAGUACCUCAAAAUUUUUUGCAAAAACCAACAUCUUGUCUGAAAAGCACAUGGUUUGACUUCACAGACAGGAUUACACUUGUGACUUAUCUGUUAGGGAAGGGAAGAAAAAAAAAACGCCUUUUAUAUUCAACUAGAGACAGAAGUUCAUAUUCGAGCAGGGAAGCUACUGUGAGUGUGCGUCUGGGCGUGCGUGCUUGCGUGCAUGCAUGCAUGUUUGUGAAUGUGUGUGAGUGUGUAUGUGUGGGUGUGUGCAUGUAAAUUCAGUAUAAGCCCUUGGGCCACACCCACACAUUCUCAUGUUAGCCAUUCAAUGAGGGAGAAAGGAUCCAGUCAGGCAAACAACCUCAGUCCAAAUUGAUAUGACUGCAGAUUGGCAGUGUUUAUUUUACUUUUCACUGACGUAUAUGCUUAUUGCACUCGGCUUUACAGACAGCAGUCAUGUUUUUUGCUUGUGGGGGUGGUGUCGAGAGACAAAGCACGUCCAUAAUUCAUAACAAUUGUCAGCUCUGGAGGCCACUUGUAAGCUCCCUCCCUGCUCUUGCUGUCUCUUUAACAUGGAAUGCGCUCGGCCCCAGGAGUUCUGAUGGCAUCUCAAGGCACACACACACAUACACACACACACACACACACACACACACACACAAAAUGAAAAACAGGUACAAGUUGUAUAUACACAAACAAAAACAGGUACACAUGGCACAUUCAGGUACACACGGAAACGCAGGUUUGUGCUUCAUGCACAGUCACAGUUACACAUUAUGUACAUGCAGUUUGCACAAACAAAAGCCCAAACAGCUUAUCCUUAAGUUAUUUCUGCUCCUUGAGAAUCAGUUUGAUGGAUCGAAUGUCUGGAGGUAUUUCCACUGACUGAUGGAACCAGGGUUCUAAAUGCAGCACCAAAAGGGACAGUGUACAUCACCCAGGGAAUAUGUGCACAUACACACACACACACACACAAUACAGUCAAAAACAGCUUUUGUAGCAAGAAACAUACACACAAACAAACACACAUGCAUGCAAUCACACGUGCACUCAGAAAGAGAGACACUGCUAUGCAUUUGAACAAUCUGUAUGGCAUAUGCUUCAACCAUUUUUUUUUCUAAGGGAAUCUUUGAGUGUCCUACUGGGAAUCAGGAGAGCUAUAACAGGAUUGAUAUUGAGCCAGGGCCGUAGGCUCUUGCCAUUGAAAUUCUCUCCACCAUGUAGCAGUGGAGGUGGAGGAUGGGAUGCAAGUCUUCCAGCUGUUAAAUUCCUCCAAGCUUUUUUUGAUUUACUUUCCAAAGCAACUGCAAGUCUCAGGUGGCAGAUUCCCCAGUUUUAUGAGCCCUCGCGUUGAAUCUCUCCUCUCGUGUGUGCCGCUCCGUGGGCCUGACAAACUUUCGCUCUUUUCCAACAAGUGGAUUUCACAGAUCCUUUGUCAGUUCUUCAGCGAGUGGAGGAGUGAGAGGCUUAAGACACCUCGGAGUGUUAGCAGCACAUGUCAUUCUUUGAAACAGUAUCCAUCAGCACUAUAUAUUGUCUUAUUAUCAACACUCAAAGGUGCAGUUAACAUGAAACCAGUCAUGGUUAUCCUGCAUUAUAUGAUAGGAAUAUGAAUCUCAUGUAGCCACAAUGUUUUAUGUUCUGUUAAGCGGUUUUAUUUCUAAAUAAAGCUGUGGAGCAGGGCAGAGUGAUGCUCAGAUUUUUGUGGUUAGGCCUUGUGUGUCAGUAUAGGGGAAUGUGAUGUAUUGUUACUUUUAAGAGAGGAGAUGGACGGAGCUGCUGUCGACCUCGAGAAGGAAAGCAAAGGGACCUGCAUGUCAAAGGAGAUUGAGCAGAUGACCGGGAAUGCUUUGCUUUGAUGUAACAUAACUGUAUCCAGCUAAAAAUAGUAAAAAAAAAAAAAAAAAAAUUAAAAGUAAUAAAAAGACAUUUAAAAAAAUAUAUAAAAUCUGCAAUUGUAAAUAUAUUCACAGAAAUUUUAUGAAGCUUUAAUUUAGUCUUUUUUAUUUUUAUGUUGACUUUAUCAUCUACGUACUUUGCACUUUUUUGUGUGCUGUGCUCAUAACCGGCCUGAGUGGGAUCUGUGUGGUUGGCCGUUUUCUCUUGACUGCAUUGUUUCGAUGUCAGGGGGGAGACAAGCUCAGCUCGGCGGUACUAAAGGGGAAAUGUAAGACACUUUUGUUUUCUUAACUCUCAUCAGUUUUUCUGCCGUGGCUUCUCUUUGGUUUUGUAAAACAGUACAGAUUCUUUUCUUUUUGUUUUUUGUUUAAUCGUUUGAUGAAAACAAUCCAUGUAAAUAUCACAAGUAAAAAAAUGUAUAUUUUUACGACUUCUGAGUUAUUACUCUUUCAUUUGCAAAUAAAAUAUUCAAUGACAACUUAA